Kazachstania africana CBS 2517 is the source of this 522-nucleotide messenger RNA. RefSeq lists its product as uncharacterized. The record is from RefSeq and is a predicted model, not a curated record. The transcript has a single exon. Bases 1 to 522 code for a protein of 173 amino acids. NCBI's taxonomy places the organism in Eukaryota, Fungi, Ascomycota, Saccharomycetes, Saccharomycetales, Saccharomycetaceae.
AUGCGCACGUGGCUUAGUCCUGCAUUGUUGAAUAGACAUAGGAAGUCAAAUGCCCUGAAGAUUCAACGCCUGUUGGCAGUUUUACAGAUUGAUUCAAAAGAUGUCAAUUGCCAUAGACUCACGCCGUAUUUGUAUCCCGCCCAUGUACAAGACAAGUUCGAUGGUUUGAUUAGACUGUCCUCUACUUUAAUGAAUCUGCAAAUAUUGCAGCAAAAUAUGUCAUUCUAUAGAAGAUCCCCGACUGAUAUAAACAAUUUUGAUUUCAAUUGUUUCGAUAAAUCAGCUAAAAAUUCCAGAUAUUCGUUGCUUCAAAAUGGAAACCUCGAUGGAAAACAGAUUAUUAAACAAUUCCUAACCAAGAAUAAUCUAUCAAACUUGGCAAAUCUGCCAAUACCGUCGAAUAAAUUACCCACUUCAAUUAGAUUUAAAUUUAAUCGUGACUCGUUGCUCAUGAUUUGUGGUCACCUGAUCAUGUGCAAUUACCCGGACACUCACUUUAUGUCAAAAAUUAUGAAAGGGUGA